This is a messenger RNA of Alternaria metachromatica, 1539 nucleotides long. RefSeq lists its product as uncharacterized. The coding region runs from base 1 to 1539 and encodes 512 amino acids. NCBI's taxonomy places the organism in Eukaryota, Fungi, Ascomycota, Dothideomycetes, Pleosporales, Pleosporaceae. The transcript has 4 exons. Gene Ontology annotation, molecular function: heme binding; monooxygenase activity; oxidoreductase activity, acting on paired donors, with incorporation or reduction of molecular oxygen. The record is from RefSeq and is a predicted model, not a curated record.
AUGGCGAUCUUUGAUACAGCAGCCCUCGCCGCAAAGGCUGUGAACGCCGGUCUUGCUACGUUUGUGAUUCUCUUUACAGCAAUUUUGGGUCGCAUAUUCUACAUGCAGAAGCUGCAUCCUCUUUCAAAGUUCCCGGGACCGUGGUAUGCGACUUCGUUCUCCGUCGUGGGUGCCAUAAUCUCUGUGUUGCACAGAGAGCCUCAGUUCUUUAUGUACCUGGUAGAGAAGUACGGAACGGACCGCCCAAUACGCAUAUCCCCCACGAUGUUGCUCUUUCCCAAGCCGUCCGCCCUCAAAGACAUCUAUCGGGACCCACAGUGCAACACUAGGGCUGGCAUGUACGACAGUGGAGCCUUGGGACCUCCGCAUCUGGUUUCCACGAUAGAUGGUGAAAAGCACCGUGUCUUGCGCAAGGCUCUAUCGAACGCACCAUGGUCCAUCGGCCCGCUGAAGAACGCAUGGGAGCCUCGCUUCGAUAGCCACGUUUCCCUGCUCGUUGAGAAGCUGAGAGAACAUGCUGAGGCCGAGCGCACCAUCUGUCUUUCUGAUAAGGUCGCCGAAUUUGCAGCCGAUAUCCUCAGCAUAAUCUCGUUCACGCAGCCCUUCGGCAGUGUUGAGAACCAGCGCGAUGAGAAAUACUUGUUGACCAAUUGGCGCAAAGGUUUGACAUUCUUCGGCUUCUCGGGAAGGUUUCGAUUCUUGCGGGAGCGAAUCCUGCGACUGCCUAUUCUAGGGGUCUGGCUGUUACCGACUACCUCUAAUGACUACGGGAUGGGCUGGUUGAUGGGCGAGGCAGACCGCCAGGUCACCGUGCGAGAGCAGCAAAACAAAGAGAAGCCAUAUGAUGGAAGGCCAGACUUCCUACAGCACUGUCUCGACGCCCGUUUUUCAGAUGGCUCACCACUGACCCCGACGCAAAAGCGUGCCCAUGUCACGCUUCUUUACCAAGCUGGAGCAGACACAACUGGCACAGCAAUGGGUUGCAUUCUCCGACUCAUAUUGUCAGACCCGUCUACUCUCGCACGUGUUCGCGCAGAGCUCGAUGCAGCAGAUUCAGCAGGCCUUCUAUCAACUCCAAUCCGUUAUGAUGAAACCCUCCAGCAUCUGCCGUUCUUCAUUGCAUGCAUCAAGGAGGGACUUCGCCUUUUCCCACCGGCCCCCAAUCUGUUCCCUAGGGUGACACCAAAGGGUGGCAAAGUCGUUGAUGGACACUAUGUGCCUGGCGGAAUGGAUGUCACUUGCCAAGCGUACGUCGUGCAGCGAGACAAGGGCUUCUACGGGAAGGAUGCUGAAGACUUCAAGCCUGAGAGAUGGAUGCAAGGUGAGAAGAGAAACUUCGAGCUGGAAGCAGCUCAGUUCACGUUCGGGGUUGGACCGAGGAUGUGUCUGGGUAAAGAUGUCGCAAAGUUGGAGAUGUACAAGCUGUUGCCGGAGAUUAUUCGUCGGUUCGACAUCCAGAUCAACAAAUCCGGCAGAUAUGUCGUCGACGGCGGUGUGGCGUACAACGUCGACUUUCUGGUUGAAUUGGCGGUCAGGUAA